Molecule: messenger RNA, 1845 nt
Organism: Drosophila persimilis
Lineage: Eukaryota; Metazoa; Arthropoda; Insecta; Diptera; Drosophilidae
Gene: Ir85a
Exons: 2
Coding region: 1-1845 (614 amino acids)
Cellular component (GO): membrane
Molecular function (GO): ligand-gated monoatomic ion channel activity
Source: RefSeq, a predicted model, not a curated record
AUGUUCAUCCAGUGGUUAAAGAACCUACUGCUCCUUGCAUGGGUAUGCCAUUUGGUUGGCCGCACAAGUGAGAGCCGUAUACCGCUGAACCUCAAGAUGGACUCGAAUUUAAUGCUGGAGGUGAGCAAGAUCUUGUGCAGGGCCCGCAUUAAGGUGCUGUUUGUCUACUUUGAGAACGAGACAUCGCAUCAGCACACCGGACAGAUACUGCGGGAGGUAACCAAGUGUGAUAUAUCCUACAUAUCGCUGAGGAACCAAUUGCAUCCGCUGGAGGCCGUCAAGGAUGAUGGCAUUCUGAUGUACAUGGUAAUGAUCAUCACGAACAUCUCACAGCCUCUGGAACUGUCGCUCAUUCGAAAGAAGUCGGCAGCCAAGCAUUUGUCUCAUGUCUUUCUACUGGUGCGUGAUGCGGACACCGUGUCGGAUGCCUGGAUGAGGGCCAGCUUUCGACAGUUCUGGAAGAUCUGGCUCCUCAAUAUCGUAAUCGUCUACUGGCGCAACGAUCGCUUGCAUGCCUAUCGGUAUAAUCCCUUUACCGACAACUAUUUAAUCACCGUAUCCCAUGAGAGGCAUCGCCUGCCGACAGUCGGUGAGCUCUUUCCCAAGACCUUACCGGAUAUGCAACGCAAGCCGCUGAGGAUGUGCAUCUACAAGGACGACGUUAGGGCUAUCUUUCGGCCGAAAGGCUUGAUUUUGGGAACGGACGGUCUGAUGGCCAGCUAUGUGGCCGAACGUUUGAAUGCCACAAUGAUGAUCACGCGUCCGCAUUCCUACAACUACAAUCUCAGCUCGGACAUUUGCUUCCUGGAGGUGGCCAAGGAGUACGUUGAUGUGGCCAUGAAUAUUCGAUUCCUGGCACCCGACACGUUCCAGAGGCUGGCGGAGAACACAGUGGCCCACAACCGAGACGAUCUGUGCGUGAUUGUUCCGAAGGCCAAGACUGCGCCCAUCUUCUGGAACAUAUUCCGCUCGUUUAGCGGCUGGGUGUGGACCCUCAUCCUCGGCUCUGUGCUGCUGGCGAAUGUCUUUUGCUAUUUGGUCCACCGACAGCCGCAUGGCAGAGGGGCUGCAGCAGUGUCCAUGCAGCUGUUUGCUGGUGCUCUGAACAUGCCGUUGACGAAUGUUCCCCGGAGCCACUCUCUCCGGCAAUUCCUCAUCUUUUGGCUGUACUUUGGGAUGCUCAUCUGCAGCGCCUUCAAGGGAAAUCUCACCAGCAUGAUGGUCUUUCAACCCUAUCUCCCGGACAUUGACGAUCUGGACGCGUUGGCCCAGUCAUCCUACCCCAUUCUGAUCCGACCGCGACACAUCAAGCAUAUUGAACACUUCUUGACGUUGGGCCACCAGCACGAGGCCAGGAUACGGGCGCAGAUGAUAAAAGUGACGGAUGGAGUGCUCAACACCCGGAUAGAGCGCAACGAUCGUCGGUUUGCGUAUUUGGAGAAGUUUCACAUUGCCCGUUUUCAGGUGAACAAUCGCAAGCAUAUGGUUCUGGGGCGACCGGUGUUCCACCUGAUGGACAGCUGUUUGGUGCCCUUCCAUGCCGUCUAUAUUGUGCCGUAUGGAUCGCCGUAUCUGGGCUUCCUGAACACCCUCAUCCGCAGCUCGCAUGAGUUUGGGUUUGAGCGCUAUUGGGAUCGCAUUAUGAACACUGCGUUCAUUCAGUCGGGGGCCAAGGUGGUGCAUCGCCGGCACAACAGCAACGAUGAUCCGGUCGUGCUGAAACUAGAGCACUUUCACGCCGUAUUCUCGCUGUGGUUCAUCGGCAUGGGGCUGGCGUGUGCGGCAUUCAUCUGGGAGCUGUUAACCCACAACUACAACUGGGCCAUAACCAAGCGGCGGCGCUAA